Messenger RNA from Rubroshorea leprosula, 3469 nucleotides. The record is from the annotation of a GenBank genome assembly. Lineage: Eukaryota; Viridiplantae; Streptophyta; Magnoliopsida; Malvales; Dipterocarpaceae.
AGUGGAUUUUUUAACCCACUCUCUCCUUAUUUUCCAAAUUGUGAAAAGCUCAAUGCACAAGAAUUACAGAGCACCCACUGCAGGAAUCUCUGAAAAGGUGAAGACAUUGUGCUUGGAGCAAGCAAAUUGUCGAGGCUUGUCUCAUGAAAUGGCUGAUUGUAUUGAAUAUGGUAUAUACUUGAAUUUUGGAGGCAAAUUUAUUAGGAAUCCAACGCUUCGGUAUGUCGGUGGUACUUUUCAUAGCAUAUGGUUCAAACCAAGUAGAUGUCAACCUGCUGUUUUUAGAGAGAAAUUACAAGAGUUAAACAUAGACAUGGAUGGCUUGACAGAUUUUGUAUGGUAUAAACAUCCUGCAAAGAGGUAUAUAGAUGUGUAUGUUGAGCACGAAUCCCAAAUUCAGAGACAUGUGACAAAAGGUGGGCCUUCCCACGGAAAUAGUGGCUCACUAAAUGAUGUUGUAAUGGUUGGUGAGACAGUAGCAUGUAAUGUAGAUUGCCGUACAUAUGGGGUUGAAGUUGAUUUAGGGGACAAAAAUGCUUUAGGUUCUGUUACCCAAGAAUGCCAAAUAGUUGCAGAACAUAAUAGAAAUUCAGGGGAUGCAGAUGGAAGAAUCGGAGAUGUGCUAAGUGGUGAUGAGUAUAUUGAUGUUCCUUGGCUGACCGACAAUGAGGAUGAGGAGUGGCAAUUUGCAAGGAAUCAAUAUAAGGAUACUCUUAAGUUAUAUGCAGAUGCUGUUGGAAUAGAAGGAGUUUUAGUUGAUCCAAGUGAAGCAUAUGUUGAGGAAGGAGUCAGCGAUUCAAUUGAUUCUGAUGAUGAGGUUAGUUUUGUUACAACCAGUGAUGAUAGUGAGGUAGAAGAAGCAAGAAGAAGGCGUUCAUACACAAGAGAGACAGUGUUGAAGAAAAAUGAUAAAAAAAGAGUCAGGGUUAUAUGCGCAGAUAAGAGGUGCAAUUGGGUUUUGCUACUUUCUUUGGAUGGGAGGACAAGAAGUUGGAUGAUAAAGACAUACCAGGAUGAGCAUACUUGCAGUUACAGUUUGAACAAUAAAAGGGUUAGAUCAAGGACUAUAGCUAGACAUUUCAUUAAGACAAGAGGUAUUUCAGCUACUGCAGCAACCCAAAUUAAUAUCCAACAAUCAAUUAAAGAAGAAUUGCAUCUUGAAAUCACAAUGAGUCAAGCUAGAAGGGCAAAACAACUUAUUAUCAAAGAGUUUGAAGGCAAUUGUGAGAAGGAAUACAGCAGGUUAUAUGAUUAUAGAUUGAAGCUUUUAAAGAAGAAUCCCAACUCUACAGUUGCAAUUGAUGCAAUGAGGCCUACACCAGAUUCUAAACCUGUCUUCUUAAGAUUCUAUGUCUGCUUUGCUGCACUGAGGGAAGGAUUUAUAGCUGGUUGUAGACCAAUAAUCGGUUUAGAUGGUGCAUUUCUCAAAGGUCCUUGGAAGGGUCAAUUACUAUCAGCCAUCGGAAGGGACGCGAAUACUCAAAUGUAUCUUGUUGCUUGGGCCAUUGUUGAAAAUGAAAGCACAAGCACAUGGACAUGGUUCUUGGAGUAUUUGAAUUCUGAUCUCAAAAUUGGUGAUGGACAGUGUUUCACCUUCAUAUCUGAUCAACAAAAGGGCUUGAUUAAUGCAAUCCAGACAUUGUUCCCUAAAGCACGUCACAGAAGGUGUGCAAGGCAUAUUUAUGCAAAUUUUAGAAAGGAUCACAAAGCAAAAGAAAGAUUGAUGAAGCUGGACCCCAAAUUCUGGUGCAAAGCCUUCUUUGACACUGAUGCAAAAUGUGAUGCUGUCGAUAAUAACAUGAGUGAAACUUUCAAUGGUUUCAUUCUAGAUGCAAGGCAUAAUGGACCUCUCUCACUACUUGAGGAUCUUAGAAGAAAGUGCAGCAAGAGGAAUAUUGAAAAGUUGGAAUUUGCUGACAGAAAGUUUAAAGGUCAAUUUGGUCCAAAAAUUUGGGAAAAGAUUGAAGAACACAGAAGCAAAAUGACAAGAUGCCAUAUCAAGUCACAAGCAAGAUGGCAUUAUGAAGUGGAAGAGCGACCAUAUUCUUUUCUAGUCAAUGUUCGUGAGUGUACUUGUAGUUGUAGAGUUUGGCAACUCAAUGGUAUUCCUUGCAGACAUGGAAUGCUUGUCAUCCAACAUAGGGGUGAGGAGUAUGAAGAUUAUGUGCACCCAUGCUAUAGAAAGCAAGCUUACAUUGACACAUACAAAAAUUUUAUCAUUCCUAUUGAUGGAAUGCAAUUUUGGGCUGAUUCUGGUAUGCCUGAAAUUGAUCCUCCUAUUCCAAAAAAGACGACAAGAAGACCUAAGAAAAAAAGACAUUUAGAAGAAUGGGAGAUGGCUUUUGGAUCAAACAUGAGUAGGAAAGGUAGGGUCAUGACUUGUCAAGCUUGCUUCAAAAAGGGCCACAACUCAAGGACAUGUCCAGUGAAAAAGCAAAAAUCUACUGUUGAAGAGUCAUUGUCAAAUGCUCAAAAUCAAGUUCCCGAAUCUAUCCAGCAGCCUCUUGCUAUUACUACUGUUGAAGAGUCAUCGACACAUGUUCAAAAUCAAGUUCUUGAACCUGUUCAGCAACCUGCUGCUACUAAUAUUCAAGUUUUAGAAUCUAUCCAGCAUCAUGCUCUUCCUACUGCUGCUGUUGCUAUUGCUAUUCAAGUUCAAGAAAUUGUCCAGCAACCUGUUCUUCAAGUUCCAAUUGAUGUUCAAGUUCCAAAAAGUGUCUCACAAAAUUCUAAUCAACCAAAUUUAAAUGUUGAGCAACCAAUUCAAGUAGUUACCAGGAAAACUGUGAUGGUUCCAAAGAGACUACCUAGAGAGUUUAGGACAACAUGUAGGUCGAGGGUUAGAAGGCCUAGUGUUGUAGCCGAUGACCUUGGGAUGAACAACUCCCUAAACAUCACUGAGAAUGUUGCCUUCACUGAGAAUGUUGCUGCAGGCAAUAGUGCUCAAGUGCAGAAGGAAAAUAAUGUUGUUGCAAGCAAUCAAGUGCAGAAAAAAAAUAAAGAGAAGGGUCAAGUAAACCAGAAGAAAAAGAAAGGGAAAGUGCUUGGAAUGGUGGAAAUCCCCAACCCUCAAACUGCCUUAUCUAUUCUUGAUGUGGAGAGAUGUGCGAGAUUAAGGGCCAUAAAACAGUCUAGGUUGGAUCAAAUGGAGACUGCAAAUUGGGGAUCCCUAUUGCAAGCAAUCAGUGAAAGGAGUGAUGGAAAUGCUUGUGAUUGAGGGGUGAUGGGUGAUGACUUCUUUUGUGCAUACUGUGAAAUGGUGCUUUACUUAGCUAAUGAUGUCUAUUUUGGAGUUUUAGUAGUGUUAAUGCAAUGUAUUUAAUGGUUUAUAUUCUGUGAUUAAUGGUUUAUGAUAGGGACAAUUAGAGCAUGUAAAUUCCUAUAAUGUGCUGCCCUAUUUUUGUUUUUGUUGCUCUAUUUUUUUUAAGUCAUGUCCUGUAUAAGCAAGCAAUAGAGCAAAGUUUACAGA